AUGUCUGGACGUGGCAAGCAAGGCGGCAAGGCUCGCGCCAAGGCCAAGACCCGCUCUUCCCGGGCCGGGCUGCAGUUCCCCGUGGGCCGUGUGCACCGCCUGCUCCGCAAGGGCAACUACGCCGAGCGGGUCGGAGCCGGCGCGCCGGUGUACCUGGCGGCGGUGCUGGAGUAUCUGACGGCCGAGAUCCUGGAGCUGGCGGGCAACGCGGCCCGCGACAACAAGAAGACGCGCAUCAUCCCGCGCCACCUGCAGCUGGCUUUUGUCAUGGCUCGCACGAAGCAGACGGCUCGCAAGUCCACCGGCGGCAAGGCGCCGCGCAAGCAGCUCGCCACCAAGGCAGCCCGCAAGAGCGCGCCGGCCACCGGCGGCGUCAAGAAGCCCCACCGCUACCGGCCCGGCACCGUGGCCCUGCGCGAGAUCCGCCGCUACCAGAAGUCCACCGAGCUGCUGAUCCGCAAGCUGCCGUUCCAGCGCCUGGUGCGCGAGAUCGCGCAGGACUUCAAGACCGACCUGCGCUUCCAGAGCUCGGCCGUGAUGGCGCUGCAGGAGGCCUGCGAGGCCUACCUGGUGGGGCUGUUUGAGGACACCAACCUGUGUGCCAUCCACGCCAAGCGAGUGACUAUCAUGCCCAAGGACAUCCAGCUAGCCCGCCGCAUCCGUGGCGAUUCAUCAGAGAAGAGGAGGGAACAGGAGGGUGCUCUGAGCGGCAUUUUCACCCGCUCGAGGACUCCGGGUAAUGUUGAACUUGCUACGUUUCUUGGAGCUGCAGACAUGUCUGGUCGUGGUAAGGGCGGUAAGGGCCUGGGGAAGGGCGGCGCUAAGCGCCACCGCAAGGUCCUGCGCGACAACAUCCAGGGCAUCACCAAGCCCGCCAUCCGGCGCCUGGCCCGCCGCGGCGGUGUUAAGCGCAUCUCCGGCCUCAUCUACGAGGAGACCCGCGGGGUCCUCAAGGUGUUCCUGGAGAAUGUGAUCCGCGACGCCGUCACCUACACGGAGCACGCCAAGCGCAAGACUGUCACCGCCAUGGACGUGGUCUACGCGCUCAAGCGCCAGGGUCGCACCCUCUACGGCUUCGGGGAUCCCCAGGUUUGCUUAACUAUGGCCCGCACGAAGCAGACGGCUCGCAAGUCCACCGGCGGCAAGGCGCCGCGCAAGCAGCUCGCCACCAAGGCAGCCCGCAAGAGCGCGCCGGCCACCGGCGGCGUCAAGAAGCCCCACCGCUACCGGCCCGGCACCGUGGCCCUGCGCGAGAUCCGCCGCUACCAGAAGUCCACCGAGCUGCUGAUCCGCAAGCUGCCGUUCCAGCGCCUGGUGCGCGAGAUCGCGCAGGACUUCAAGACCGACCUGCGCUUCCAGAGCUCGGCCGUGAUGGCGCUGCAGGAGGCCUGCGAGGCCUACCUGGUGGGGCUGUUUGAGGACACCAACCUGUGUGCCAUCCACGCCAAGCGCGUCACCAUCAUGCCUAAGGACAUCCAGCUCGCUCGCCGCAUCCGCGGAGAGAGGGCGUAA
Molecule: messenger RNA, 1512 nt
Organism: Cynocephalus volans (Philippine flying lemur)
Lineage: Eukaryota; Metazoa; Chordata; Mammalia; Dermoptera; Cynocephalidae
Exons: 6
Coding region: 1-1512 (503 amino acids)
Cellular component (GO): nucleosome
Molecular function (GO): DNA binding; protein heterodimerization activity; structural constituent of chromatin
Source: RefSeq, a predicted model, not a curated record